Messenger RNA from Magnolia sinica, 3681 nucleotides. Its product is annotated as ISWI chromatin-remodeling complex ATPase CHR11-like. Lineage: Eukaryota; Viridiplantae; Streptophyta; Magnoliopsida; Magnoliales; Magnoliaceae. Bases 64 to 3312 code for a protein of 1082 amino acids. Gene Ontology annotation, biological process: regulation of transcription by RNA polymerase II; nucleosome organization. The record is from RefSeq and is a predicted model, not a curated record. The transcript has 25 exons. Gene Ontology annotation, cellular component: nucleus; chromatin. Gene Ontology annotation, molecular function: ATP-dependent chromatin remodeler activity; ATP hydrolysis activity; DNA binding.
CUCAUUCCAUUUCCUCUCCAAAAAGCCUCUCUCUCUCUCUCUCUCUCUCUCUCUCUCUGCGCUAUGGCGAAAGCGGCGAAUUCCGACCGUUCAUCUGACGAAGUCCCAUCCAACGGUUCGAUCUCGUCCGACGAGGAGCAGAGGAACGGUGACAUGAAUCCGGAGGACGAUGAGGAGCUGGAAGCCGUGGCGAGGUCGGCGGGAUCCGAUGAAGACGAAGCCGCGGAGGAUUCGGCGUCAGCUGAUGACGAUGAUGCUGAAGGUGGUGCGAAAAGCGAUGACGAAGAUGAAGAUGAGGAUGAGGCUGAAAACCCAUCAGUGCGUCAAGUUGGAAAGCGUGAAAAGGCUCGGCUGAAGGAAAUGCAGAGGCUGAAGAAACAAAAAAUCCAGGAAAUCUUGGAUGCACAAAACGCUACCAUUGAUGCUGACAUGAACAACAAAGGCAAGGGGCGUUUGAACUAUCUCCUGCAACAGACCGAGAUAUUUGCUCAUUUUGCUAAAGGUGAUAAUUCUGCGAAGGAGAAGAAACCAAGGGGAAGGGGUCGCCAUGCAUCCAAACUGACAGAGGAGGAAGAAGAUGAAGAAUGCCUAAAGGAGGAAGAGGAUGGUUUUUCUGCUGCGGGAAGUACAAGACUGUUGACACAACCAUCUUGUAUACAGGGGAAGAUGAGGGAUUACCAACUAGCUGGAUUGAACUGGCUGAUACGUUUGUAUGAAAAUGGCAUUAAUGGAAUUCUCGCCGAUGAGAUGGGGCUUGGAAAAACAUUGCAAACCAUCUCCCUACUGGGUUAUUUGCGUGAGUUCAGAGGAAUUACUGGUCCCCAUAUGGUGGUGGCACCAAAAUCUACUCUUGGCAACUGGAUGAGGGAGAUUAGGCGCUUUUGUCCAGUUUUGCGUGCUGUAAAGUUUCUUGGAAAUCCAGAAGAAAGGAAAGAUAUACGUGACAAACAAUUGGUUGCUGGGAAGUUCGAUGUAUGUGUUACUAGUUAUGAAAUGGCUAUCAAAGAAAAAACUACACUACGCCGCUUCAGCUGGCGCUAUGUUAUUAUUGAUGAGGCCCAUCGGAUAAAAAAUGAAAAUUCUCUCCUUUCAAAAACUAUGAGACUCUACAACACCAAUUACCGACUUCUUAUCACCGGGACACCUCUUCAGAACAAUCUCCAUGAGCUAUGGUCUCUUCUUAAUUUUCUACUUCCAGAGAUAUUUAGUUCUGCUGAAACCUUUGAUGAAUGGUUCCAAAUAUCUGCUGAUAAUGAUCAGCACGAGGUUGUUCAACAACUUCAUAAGGUGCUCCGUCCAUUUCUCCUCCGAAGGUUAAAGUCUGAUGUUGAGAAAGGCUUACCUCCAAAGAAGGAGACAAUACUUAAGGUAGGAAUGUCCCAAAUGCAGAAGCAAUAUUACAGGGCUCUACUUCAGAAAGAUCUAGAGGUUGUUAAUGCUGGUGGGGAGCGGAAGCGUCUUUUAAAUAUUGCCAUGCAGCUACGUAAAUGUUGCAAUCAUCCAUAUCUGUUCCAAGGUGCUGAACCUGGUCCUCCGUAUACAACUGGAGAUCACCUUGUAACAAAUGCAGGCAAGAUGGUUCUUUUGGAUAAGUUGCUUCCGAAGCUAAAAGAACGUGAUUCCAGAGUUCUAAUAUUUUCGCAGAUGACUAGACUGCUUGACAUUCUGGAGGACUAUUUAAUGUUUCGUGGGUACCUGUACUGCCGGAUUGAUGGGAAUACUGGUGGAGAGGACCGUGAUGCUUCCAUUGAAACCUUUAACCAACCAGGAAGUGACAAGUUCAUCUUCUUGCUUUCAACUAGAGCAGGUGGUCUGGGUAUCAACCUUGCCACUGCGGAUGUUGUCAUUAUUUAUGAUAGUGAUUGGAACCCACAGAUGGAUUUGCAAGCACAGGACCGUGCCCACAGGAUUGGCCAAAAGAAAGAAGUUCAAGUUUUCCGUUUUUGUACAGAGUAUACCAUAGAGGAAAAAGUGAUUGAAAGGGCAUAUAAAAAGCUUGCCCUUGAUGCUUUAGUCAUUCAACAAGGUCGAUUGGCAGAGCAGAAAACUGUUAAUAAAGAUGAACUAUUGCAAAUGGUGAGAUUUGGUGCUGAGAUGGUUUUCAGUUCCAAGGACAGCACUAUUACAGAUGAAGAUAUUGAUAGAAUCAUAGCUAAAGGAGAAGAGGCAACCGCUGAGCUCGAUGCAAAAAUGAAGAAAUUUACAGAAGAUGCCAUCAAAUUCAAAAUGGAUGACACUGCUGAAUUGUAUGACUUUGAUGAUGAGAAGGAUGAUAGCAAGUUUGACUUUAAGAAACUUGUUAGUGAGAACUGGGUUGAACCAUCAAGAAGGGAACGGAAGCGCAACUAUUCGGAAUCUGAUUAUUUCAAGCAAGCAAUGCGCCAAGGCGGUCAAGCAAAGCAAAGGGAGCCAAGAAUUCCUCGCAUGCCUCAGUUGCAUGAUUUCCAGUUUUUUAACACACAAAGACUGAAUGAGCUAUAUGAGAAGGAAGUACGCUAUCUCAUGCAAAUUCAUCAAAAGAAUCAACUAAAAGACACGAUUGGAGAGGGGGAGGAACCUGAAGAAUUAGGGGACCCACUGACUGCAGAGGAACAGGAAGAAAGGGAGCUGUUACUAGAGGAGGGCUUCUCAUCAUGGACUAGGAGAGACUUCAACACUUUCAUCCGAGCAUGUGAGAAAUAUGGUCGAAAUGACAUAAAGGGCAUUGCUUCUGAAAUGGAAGGAAAAAAAGAAGCAGAAGUUGAAAGAUAUGCAAAAGUUUUCAGAGAAAGAUACAAAGAAUUAAAUGAUUAUGACAGGAUAAUCAAGAAUAUUGAGAGAGGAGAGGCAAGAAUCUCACGGAAAGAUGAGAUAAUGAAAGCCAUUGGGAAGAAGCUCGAUCGCUACAAGAAUCCAUGGUUAGAGCUAAAGAUUCAAUAUGGUCAAAACAAAGGGAAGUUGUACAAUGAAGAAUGUGAUCGUUUCAUGUUAUGCAUGGUCCACAAACUUGGAUAUGGGAAUUGGGAUGAGCUCAAGGCUGCCUUCCGCACAUCUCCCUUGUUUCGUUUCGAUUGGUUUGUGAAGUCGCGCACCACGCAAGAACUUGCUAGGCGUUGUGAUACUCUCAUUCGCUUGGUGGAGAGAGAAAAUCAAGAGUUUGAUGAGAGGGAGAGACAAGCACGGAAAGAUAAGAAACUUGCCAAGAAUCUGACACCAUCGAAGCGUGGGAUGACGAGAUCACCAGCCAUGGAGGUCCCUGUGUCUGGUUCUUUAAAGAAACGGAAGCAAUUGGUUAUGGAUGACUUUCUGAGCUCGGGAAGGAGGAGGAGAUGAUUUUAUGGUGGAAAAAAGAAGAAGCUUGUCUUACAAGGAAAUGUCUGAUGCCCUUCAAAGCCAGAUGCUAAUGGGGUUAGGUCAUCUGUAUCAGAUCUCCUUUUUGUGGGUUAACUUCGAAUCCCCUAACAUGACCUAUUAAGGUAAAGGUAAUACAAUGGUAGCAUCUUUAUGUUCUCCAUUUUGGGGUGCAGGCUGCAGCAACUCCUCUUUUGUACAGCCGUAGCCUGUUGCUAUUCAUACCGGGCAUUUCAUUUUAAUCCUCCCGCUCCAUUUUACUGUUGCACUGGAGUGGAUUUGCUCAGAGAUUGUUGUACUGACUAUUGAUUUUUGAGAGCCCUCCAAAUCUAGAUAUCUGUUCACUAUCAA